This is a messenger RNA of Capsicum annuum, 1797 nucleotides long. RefSeq names its product probable dolichyl-diphosphooligosaccharide--protein glycosyltransferase subunit 3B. NCBI's taxonomy places the organism in Eukaryota, Viridiplantae, Streptophyta, Magnoliopsida, Solanales, Solanaceae. Gene Ontology annotation, cellular component: oligosaccharyltransferase complex. The transcript has a single exon. Bases 546 to 1571 code for a protein of 341 amino acids. The record is from RefSeq and is a predicted model, not a curated record.
AGAAACAAAGGAGAAGAACUAGGUGUCAAUCUCAGAACCAUUUGCAGCCGUCAAGGAGCUGCAAUUCUGAAUAAAAACUUCCAUGACAUUCAAGAAGAUGAAGGGAAAACAAAGAGGCAACUGAGAAAGACAAAUGACUGUCCUAAUUUGACAUAAUGCCUUUUGUUAUCAGUUGAUAUUAUUUUCGACUUAGGGCUAAACCAUUUUUGAGUCUGAUCUUUUGAAUGUAAACAGACUUUAACCCGAUUUCACUUUAAAAAAAUUAUUUAUUAUGAAUUUAUCUUCACUUUCAAUCUUGGAGAAUAAAAUCUUUAAUGCAUUUUUCAUGAACUUGUGUCAUCAAUACUUUUCAAUUUCAUAACCUCACCCUUCCUACGUGUCAUUUGUCUAUUGGCUCCUCUUACACAUUAAACGUCCUAGUCACACAUUGACCCGACCCGACCCGACCCGACCUCUCAGUUGACUCAUACUCACACUUCUUCUUCCUACACAGAAUCCCCCUUUUUCUCUCUACAUACCAAAAUCCCUCAAUUUUCUCCGCUACAAUGGCGAUCCCCAAAUCCCUAACCCUAACCCUAAUCUCCAUUUUCCUCCUCCUCAACCACUCCUCCUCGUUCGUCGACGGUGGCGCCGGCGAUAUCCUCGCCGAGCUAAUUCACCUCCGAUCACAAUCUCCCACCGCCGCAAUCCACCUCUCCGACCACCUCCUCCGCCGUAUCCUCUCCCUCGAUACCCCCCGUCCCUUCUCCUUCCUCAUCUUCUUCGACGCUAAACAGCUGCAUUCCAAACCUGAACUAUCCCUCCCAACUCUCAAAUCCGAAUUCUCCCUCUUAUCCUCUUCCUUCCUCACCAACAACCCCGAAGUCAACAACAAUUUCUUCUUCUUCACUAUCGAAUUCUCCGAAUCGCAGAACUCAUUCGCUUUAUUCGGGGUUAAUUCGUUACCCCAUUUACGUUUAAUUCCAAAUUCAGCUACUGAUUUAAAGAAAGAUUCGAUUCAAAUGGACGGUUCUGAUUUAGCGAGGUUAGCUGAAUCGAUGGCGGAGUUUGUAGAAGCUAAAGGGAAGGUUAAUGUAGGUCCAAUUCAUAGACCACCAAUGAUUUCGAAGAAGCAAAUGAGUGUUAUUGUUGUUGUUGGCUUAGCAUUGAGUCCAUUUUUGUUGAAAAAGAUUGUUUCAGGUGACACCCUUUUGCAUGAUAAGUAUGUAUGGAUGUUGGGUUCGAUAUUCGUUUACUUUUUCAGUGUUUCGGGUGCAAUGCAUAAUAUAAUUAGGAAAAUGCCGAUGUUUAUGAUGGAUAGAGAGGAUCCGGGGAAGUUGGUUUUCUUUUAUCAAGGUUCGGGGAUGCAGUUGGGAGCUGAGGGUUUCGCGGUUGGGUUUUUGUAUACGAUCGUGGGUUUGUUGUUGGCUUUUAUGACGAAUGUUCUUGUUCGUGUAAAGAGUAGGACUUUGCAAAGGGUGGUGAUGAUUACUGCACUGUUUGUUUCGUUCUGGGCUGUGAAGAAAGUGAUUCAAUUGGAUAAUUGGAAGACAGGGUAUGGUGUUCAUGCUUAUUGGCCUUCGAGUUGGUAACUGAUGGCAAUGUCGUUAGGUAAGGGAAUUUGUAACAGCUUAUACUACAUGUCAGCUAGCUUAAUUUCGAACCUUAACUAGUUGACGCGGAAAAGUUUUAGCUUUUCUCAAGAUGGAUAGAUUUUAUGAUGAUUUAUAUGGAAACAUUUAUGUUUUAAUUGAGGAUUUGAAAAUGGAUUAUGUACAAGUUGCACGUAUUUUGUAUCAAACUCUUUGCUUGGUUUAA